GACCGAGUCCCCGCAACAUGUGAAGAAAAUAUGGGGACGUUGUAUUUUGAUUUUUCACCUCGACUUGACACAGCCAAAUGCGACCUGAGCGACUGAACUUGUAACUCCGAGACACAACACGACUCUAUAGGCAGCUGACGACCGGUGGUGCAGCUGUACUCGCUCUGUUGUACUUUUCUCUUGUUUUUUCUCCCCCUCUCCUUACUCGAGUAGCAUUUAGCUUGCUAACAACAUGGAUAACCCCGAGGAAAAUGCCGUGGAGCUGCACGGAGAUGAGGAAAUUAUUGAAGUCAUCGACCUCAACGACGCGGAGCAAGGUCCUGAUGACUUGGCUGAUGAGCUGGAGGACGUGGACUUUGAGGAUCCUGGGAACGGAGAGGAUAACGAAGGCUGGGAGACGGAGGACGAGAUGGAGGCCGAGGCAGAGCAGGAUGACAGCGAGCUCACCUUCACCAAACACACCGGCUCUGUGUUUUGUGUGAGCUUGGAUCCCGUGACAAACAGCUUGGCGGUAACGGGGGGAGAAGACGACAAGGCCUACGUGUGGAGGGUGAGCGAUGGAGAGGUUCUGUUUGAGUGCACCGGACACAAAGACUCUGUGACGUGUGCCGUGUUCAGCCACGACUCGUCCCUGGUGGCGCUGGGCGACAUGAGCGGCUUGAUAAAGGUUUGGAAAGUGGAAAGCAAAGAGGAGAUCUGGUCCUUCGAAGUGGGCGACCUGGCGUGGUUGGAGUGGCAUCCCUGCGCUCCGGUGCUGCUGGCGGGAACAGACGACGGCAACAUGUGGAUGUGGAAGAUCCCUGCAGGAGACUGUAAAACCUUCGAGAGUCCCGCAUGCCAGGCCACCAGCGGCAAAGUCCUGCCUGACGGUAAACGGGCCGUGGUGGGCUACGAGGAUGGGACGGUGCGGCUGUGGGACCUGAAGCAGGGAAAUGCCAUCCAUGUCAUUAAAGGCCAAGACGGACACCAGGGGGCGCUGACCUGCCUGGCGUGCAACAAAGACGGCUCUCUGGUGCUGACCGGCUCGGUGGAUGGCUGUGCCAAGCUGAUCAACACCGCCACAGGCAAGGUGGUUGGAGUGUUUUCUGUGGAAGGAGGGAGAGCAAAAGGCUCCAAAGACGAGGAAGAGUCCAACUCUGUCGAAUCUGUGGGAUUCUGCAACAUCCUGCCUCUGAUCGCUGUGGCCUACCUGGACGGGACCCUGGCCAUAUACGACCUCUCCACACAGGGCCUGAGGCACAAGUGCCAGCAUGAGGCCGGCAUUGUCCACCUGCAGUGGGAACAGUCUUCUUCGGUGGUGUCCACCUGCAGCUUAGACGGGGUGCUGCGCUUAUGGGACGCCCGCUCCGGCAGCAUGGUGUCUGAGUUCCGCGGCCACACCGCCGAGAUCCUCGACUUCACCCUGAACAGGGAAGCGACUCUAGCCAUAACCGCUUCCGAAGACAACCAGGCGAAAGUCUUCUGCCUCCAAAGACCUGACCGGUAAAGAGGGGAAGGCGAGGAAGGGGACGAGAGGAGGGAUUUUAGCCGAGGACAGAUUCACACCCAGAACUUGCCACCGUUGAUCAGACUUUCUUGUUCUCUGCCACUGGAGAGCACGUUUUUCUUCUUGGGGUUUCUAAAAAUGUCCUCUUGUGUGGUCUCACCAUCUUAUCUGACUGCCUUUUUAGGAUUAUAGCAGGCAGCCGUGAAAUGAUGUUUUUUUUUUUCUGUGCUCUUUAACACUUCAGUUGUGUUUGAUGUAGCUUGUCAGGGUGUCCUGGGUUUUGCCGUUUUUGUUUUGGUGUCUUUUCGAACCUGGCAGCCACAUCAAACCCACUUAAUUGAGUUUAGAAGGCAAAGAAGUUUGUGCGUUUUGGUUUUGGUCUGGUUUUAAUGACAGAGAACAGACCUGCAGGGUUUCAAAGAUGAUCCUUCAAAACAAAAUAAUGGGUAAUGGGUCUUCAUUACUUUAUUUCAAGUGUGCUAUCGUACAGGAAUCCAGAUUAAACGGAGUGAAAUUCA
Myripristis murdjan (pinecone soldierfish) is the source of this 2004-nucleotide messenger RNA. RefSeq names its product angio-associated, migratory cell protein (gene aamp). The record is from RefSeq and is a predicted model, not a curated record. The transcript is spliced from 11 exons. The coding region runs from base 233 to 1486 and encodes 417 amino acids. NCBI's taxonomy places the organism in Eukaryota, Metazoa, Chordata, Actinopteri, Holocentriformes, Holocentridae. Gene Ontology annotation, molecular function: protein binding. Gene Ontology annotation, cellular component: cytosol.